Molecule: messenger RNA, 4028 nt
Organism: Cuculus canorus (common cuckoo)
Lineage: Eukaryota; Metazoa; Chordata; Aves; Cuculiformes; Cuculidae
Gene: PABPC1L
Product: poly(A) binding protein cytoplasmic 1 like
Cellular component (GO): ribonucleoprotein complex
Molecular function (GO): RNA binding
Source: RefSeq, a predicted model, not a curated record
CUUCGCACACAACUUUACUGAAAACAAUGGAAGAGUGACCAUUGCUUUUCCUGCUUUGGGGGUCUGGUCAGCAAGCUGAGGCUUGUUUCUCUGAGAAGGGCUGGCUAAAAACCUGUGUUUGCUGUGUUGGAGAUAAAGGUGGCUGCUGGGAACGCUGGCUGCAGGGCUGCUCCAGGGAAGGCACCUCUGGGCAUCAAAGCAAAUCCCUGCUCUUUUUUGCAGGUUUGCUCUGGCUGAGGAGCUGGCUGAAGGGGGGUUGUCAAGAAGGAUUUAAAAUGGAAGUCUCUGGUGGGAAAGGGCUGUUUACCUCCUGAGAAAUCAAAUUCCAUUUUAUUUCUCUUGGGGUUUGAGUGUUGAAAGGAACAAAUCUGUGCGUGCACUGUGUUGUGUCCCUCCGGCUGCUUCCCAGGAUUGUGGGGGGACUCUCAUGUUUGCAAAUCACCCCAGAUUGGCUUUUGCACACUGAAAAAUCUGGGAACUACAGCUUUGGAUGUGUUUUCCUCUGCAGCUAAGCUUUGUCGUUGACCAUGAACGCCAGUGGCCCUGGCUAUCCAUUAGCCUCUCUCUACGUGGGGGACCUCCACCCAGAUGUGACCGAAGCCAUGCUGUACGAGAAGUUCUCGCCCGCUGGGCCCAUCAUGUCCAUCCGAGUCUGUCGAGACAUUGCCACACGUCGAUCGCUGGGCUAUGCCUACAUAAACUUCCAGCAACCUGUGGAUGCCGAGCGAGCCCUGGACACCAUGAACUUUGAGGUGAUCAAAGGCCGUCCCAUCCGCAUCAUGUGGUCCCAGCGGGACCCCGGGCUUAGGAAAUCGGGGGUUGGAAACAUCUUCAUCAAGAACCUGGAUGACUCCAUUGAUAACAAAGCCCUGUACGACACAUUCUCCACCUUCGGAAGCAUCCUGUCAUGUAAGGUGGUUUGUGAUGAAAACGGAUCCCGUGGCUAUGGUUUUGUUCAUUUUGAGACUCAGGAGGCAGCAACUCGGGCUAUUGAGGUCAUGAAUGGGAUGUUGCUCAAUGACCGGAAGGUGUUUGUUGGCCACUUCAAAUCUCGCAAAGAGCGUGAGGCAGAGUUUGGGGCUAAGGCACUGGAGUUCACCAACGUCUACAUCAAAAACUUUGGGGAUGACAUGGAUGACAACAGACUGCGGGAAAUAUUCUCCAGGUUUGGAAAGAUGCUAAGUGUCAAAGUCAUGAUGGACAGCAGUGGCCGCUCAAAGGGCUUUGGGUUUGUCAACUUUGAGAAGCAUGAAGAAGCCCAGAAGGCGGUGGCUGACAUGAACGGGAAGGAGAUCAACGGGCGGAUGGUGUAUGUGGGCCGAGCCCAGAAGCGGCUGGAGCGCCAGAGUGAGCUGAAGCGGAAAUUUGAACAGCUCAAGCAGGAGCGAGUGAGCAAGUACCAGGGGGUCAACCUGUAUGUGAAGAAUCUGGACGAUGGGAUAGACGAUGAGAAGCUGAGGAAGGAGUUCUCUCCUUAUGGCACUAUCACCAGUGCUAAGGUGAUGACAGAGGGCGGCCACAGCAAAGGGUUUGGAUUUGUAUGUUUUUCCUCCCCAGAAGAGGCUACCAAAGCCGUCACAGAAAUGAAUGGACGGAUCGUCAGCACAAAGCCUCUUUAUGUUGCGCUCGCUCAAAGGAAAGAGGAGCGGAAAGCAAUCCUCACCAACCAGUACAUGCAGAGAUUAGCCACUAUGAGGGCUCUGCCUGGCCCUCUCCUGGGCUCCUUCCAGCCCCCUCCAGUACUUCAUACCCCCCAUCCAUCAGCAGCGUAUCCUGCAGCUACCCCCAUGAUGAGGGCUGCUGUACCACCCCGGCGCCUGCUGUCGAACAUCAGCACCAUGAGGCAGGCCUCUACCCAAGUGCCCCGUGUGCCCCCCCAGUCCCAGAGAGUGGCCAACAUCGGGACGCAGACGGUCAGUGCUCGGGUGCCCUCCUCGCCCACCCUGCCGCGAGGUCCCCCACAGUACAAGUACUCCUCAGCUGUCAGGAACAUCCAGCCAAUGGCACACAUGCCGUCCAUGGUGGCCCCACAGAUGAGAGAAGCUGCUGUGCACAUCCAGGGACAGGAGCCGCUGACUGCAUCCAUGCUUGCAGCAGCCCCUCCUCAGGAACAGAAACAAAUGAUAGGUGAGCGCCUCUACCCUCUGAUCCACGCAAUGCAUCCCUCGCUGGCUGGCAAGAUCACUGGAAUGCUGCUGGAGAUAGACAACUCGGAGCUGCUGUUGCUCCUGGAGUCCCCUGAUUCCCUGCACUCCAAGAUUGAAGAAGCAGUUGCUGUUCUUCAAGCACACCAGGCUACUGAGACGUCACACAAGAGCAGCGUUGCAGCAUUCCUGCAGUGACUCUGGGCUUCAGGACUGAGAGCAGGCCCUGAGAACACUGCCUUUGCAGAACAGCAGCAACCUUGCCCACUGUGCUUUUGAAAUUGUGCCCAUACAGUGACCUUGGCUUGUCUUCUUUGCCCCAUCCUAGGUUUUCUGUCUAUUGUAAACCUUGCAGAAUUGCUUCCUCCUGCACUUGUGAAACCCCCCAUGUUAAUUCUCUUCUCACCACUGAAAGAAUCUUGUGAAAUGUAGUGUGGAACCCAGUCUGGCUUAGUUGCCCAGGAAAUGACAAGUGUUGUUGAAUUGUCAUUUUUAGUGAAUUUAUUGGGUUCUGUAGUUUUAUUUGUUCCUGUAGCUGACACUAAUAAAGAAUUGAUGCUUCCACCCCCAAAGAAUGGGCUAGUUCCCUUUGCAGAAAGGUAAUAAAUACUUCUUCUGUUUUAUGAAGGUACAGGGAUGGACUUGGGUUGGGCUGCUGUGAGUGGUGUUUGCAGCUUGUGGUGCUGGCAGGGUGGCAGUUCUGAGUGCUGGUUCAGGGGCUGGUUCAGGGAAUGUACAGGAUUAAAUGAAUAAAUGGGUUCUCUAAGCGCUUUCCAAGUCAGGAGGAUGGCUUUAUGCAAAUUUCACACCACUUACCUGGAUUUUGUCCUUCCUAGCUAGCCAUUUUUAACUUCCUUUGAAAAGGCAUCACUUCCCUGUGAUUCCUCUUUUGUAAUGGGCUUUGUAUGCCUGCAGGAGUAGUGGCCCUGAGUGUCUGCUGCUGGUCACCACACUGUGUGUGUGUGUGUGUGUCUGUGAUGGGCAAGACGCAGCUUUUGAGGUGUUGUGGAGUAGCUGUAAAUGGAAAGCCGCUUUUCUGAUGCGUGUUCCUGAUCAGUGUCUUCAAAGAGUUACCUUCAUAACUGUAUUGUGUGCUACUGGGACACUCCUUGCUCACAGGAGUAGCUGGGACCCAUUAUUACUGUGUUCUGUUGUAGUCACCAUGGCCUCAAUGGUCCACCCUUCCUAUUUAGGAAAGGGAUUUCAGUCCCUAGAAGCUCCUCGGUACUUUAGACUGGCAUGUAUUGACCUUACUUCACUGUGUCCUCGAGCUGAACUGACAGGUGCACCCCUCCGGCAGCACCACCUAACUUCUUUCCUUCUAACUGGUGUGCUGGCAUUGCUGUCUCGAUCUUCCUUCUGUGCCGAAUCAUCUCUCGCUGCAACUUGCUGCUGAGUCAUCCCUCCUACCUCUUGUUUUCCUUCCAGCAUUUUAAUAGAAUUGCUUACACAUUUGCCCCUGAUCAGUGUCUGCUCUGCUCAGCUGGGAGUCUUCCCUGGUGCUUUGCAUAAUUCCUUUUUCUCGCUUAUUUUUCUUGGCAGUUCUUCCUCUGACCUCUUUUCCUCCUAGUGGAUGCCUCAGCCUGAAUUGUGCACUAUUUAAAUGAAAUGCUUAUAAAGGACUUAAAAGAAGGUCCUGUAUAUUAGCUGGAUUAAAGUUGCUAUUUCUUCCAAAGUGUUUUAUGCUUUGUCUGUAGAAGAAAAAUGUAUACUUGCACGAGUGUAAUGUGUACAAGAUGCUGGAACAGAACGGUCUGGGUAAACUUCAUUCUGUUGUUGGGUAGUUUGUCUAUAACCUUUUCUCAAGUUAACAGGCCAGUUUGAAUGUGCCUGUGACACUACCUACAAUGCCAGAUGUCUUGGCUUGAGAACGCACUGUAAAUC